GCCAAACUAAGAUACUUCUUCCUCUUGUUCCAUAUAUAAUCAAGAUGGCUUUGUUAUCAAGAACGUUCAUGGCUUCCAUGCUUGUUUCUUUUAUGCUUGUUCAAUAUUUCACUGAAGCAGCUGAUCACCAGUUUGAAAUGAUGGGCGUCAAUGAAUCACUGAGCCCCCAGCCCCCAACAAUAGAUUGUAGAGUGGCAUGUGAAGGAAGGUGCAAGCUAUCAAAGAGGCCUCAUCUUUGCAAAAGGGCAUGUGGGAGUUGUUGUCACAAGUGCAGUUGUGUUCCUCCAGGCACUUCUGGCAACUAUGAGUCUUGUCCUUGCUAUUUUAACCUCAAAACCCCAAGGCAAACCCGCAAGUGCCCUUAAUUUCUUUCUAUUAUUCAAUUAAUUUCAGAAAAUCCCAUCAGAAAAAAUAAAGUGCACAAACUUCUUAUCUCUUUAACUGAGAGAUAGGUUUUGUUUUGGCAUGCAUGUAGAAUGUAAAAGCUUUCUGCUUUUGCACGAGGAGUUUCUAUUAAGAUUGUAUUGUGUUGAUGCACAAAACCGGAGGUCUUAGAACAACGUAAAUCCGACCGUGAAUCUAUAAGAAA
This is a messenger RNA of Malus domestica (apple), 589 nucleotides long. NCBI's taxonomy places the organism in Eukaryota, Viridiplantae, Streptophyta, Magnoliopsida, Rosales, Rosaceae. The record is from RefSeq and is a predicted model, not a curated record.